CGCGGAGGCAGCAGCGCUGGCGGCGCCACCCCCCUGCUCGGUCCGGAGCUCACACCCGCGCUCGCACCGCCUGCCAACCCAGCGCCCCGCGCAACACGCCCGGGCGGAGCCCCCACCCCCGCCCACGUCCACGUUCACGCGCGCGGCCUCGCGUUGUGCUGAGGCUGCUGCCGCUUGGGCCGCCGCGGCAGUCGGCUUUACACGCAGGUCAUUAACGAGGGGGCGUGCCCGAGGAGAUUUUUUUUUUUUUCCCAUAAAGCAUUUUUUCUUUCCUUUUUUUUUUUUUUUCCCUCCUCUUUUGCAAAACUGACUUUUACCCCUUUCUACUUCUCGCCAGUCUUCCAACCUCUCCAGGCUGCUCGCGCUGCUGCACUCAAGUUUAUUUUCCCGCCUGGGCAGAGGCUGUCGGAUUCAGUUGGUGGCUUUCACCUCUCGUUACUGCUGUGCCGGAGGAGGGAAAGAGGAGGCAGCUUCGGAUCGGGAAGGUUUUCUGAUGUAGUCACCGGGGAGGUGCCAGCAGCUCGUGCCGCGCUCCGUCUCCCUUUUUCCCGGUUUCAAACUGAUUGAUGAAUCUCUACAAGUUGCUGGGUUUGGAGCCGGACCCGUCGGAGUCACAGGGACACUUUUGAGAGCUCACCCGGGGCUCCUGGCACGCGGUGUAGGGGGCUCAGCCUCGCUCCCGGAAGGCGAUCGGAGACUGACAUCAGCCCAUCCCGGACUUGGAGGGCUCCGUCUGAAAGUGAUUGUUUCCCCUCCCGCUUUCCAGCAUUAGCAGUUGGGUUGGUGUCGCCCUGCAGGUCUGGGCAUCCCAGCCCCGCCUGGCUGGCUGGUUCACAACCUCUGCUCUUCAUUCACUGCUGCACCCACACCCGGCCAAGAAAAGCAAGCAGGAGAAAUCCCCGACUCAGCCAGCGCCCGGGGGUGCCAUCUCUCUUUGCCUCUGCGGUCGGACUCCUCUGGGGACCUGCUGGAAGACGUGGAGAGCCAAACUUUUCUUUGAGGUUUUUCGAGGCAAGACCGCUCCUCCUCUCCUCGCCUGAGCAGCUGCGGCUUUAGGCUGUUCCAGGACGCCGACGGAGCUGGGCUUGCGGAUCCGGAUCCCCACCCUUCUCUGCGCACCUCCGGGUACCGCAGUACCUAGGACUCCUGCGUGGCUCGCGGGGGUCGCCGGGCCAAGACAGAGAGGGAGGCUCCGGACAGCUUCCAGCCUCCUGGGGCCACGAGCGUGAAGACCCCCCCACCUCUCACCCCCCCACGCGCCCCGAUCCACACAGCGCCCUCCUCCCGCAGUUUCUCUCCGGCCGCCAAAGUAACUUGGAGCAAAGCGGGGCGCACAGCGAGGGCCCAGGGCAGCCGAGGAACCCUGCGCAGACCGCGGCGCCGACGCUGAGCCGGGCCCGGCGGGCCGGUGUAUGUCUCCCCGCGGCCGCGGCGCUCAACUCCCGGUGACUGUGCAGCGUGCGCCGCCGCCUGCCCCGACCCGCGCUGCCGCCGCCCGGCCCCGCACGCACCUCCCUCUCCCGGGGUGACCGGCCUGCAGCCGCCGCCCGAGACACAGCUCUGCACCCCUUCCCCCGCCCUCGCCGCCGCCACCACCGCACACACGCACGCGUCUCUCCGUCUUGUGAUUCUUCUCCCCUCCCGAGCCCUUCAGUGGGGGUGCGAGUUUGUGUCCCCCCCCCGCCCCAACCCACUGCCUUCUUUUCUUCUCGCUCUCCUCCUCCUCCUCCUCCCGCGCUCGCCGCGCUCCUCUCGCUCCUUCGUUUUAUUUAUUCAUAUUUAUUUGGCGUCCGGUCUCUUCUUUCUGCCCCUCUCCCUCCCUCCCUCUGGAUCCCCGCUCUCUCCCCGGAGUGGCGCGUCGGGGGCUCCGCCGCUGGCCAGGCGUGAUGUUGCACGUGGAGAUGUUGACGCUGCUGUUUCUGGUGCUCUGGAUGUGUGUGUUCAGCCAGGACCCGGGCUCCAAAGUCGUCGCCGACCGCUACGCUGUCUACUGGAACAGCAGCAACCCCAGAUUCCAGAGGGGUGACUACCACAUUGACGUCUGUAUCAAUGACUACCUGGAUGUUUUCUGCCCUCACUAUGAGGACUCUGUCCCGGAAGAUAAGACUGAGCGCUAUAUCCUCUACAUGGUGAACUUUGAUGGCUACAGUGCCUGCGACCAUACUUCCAAAGGGUUCAAGAGAUGGGAAUGUAACCGGCCUCACUCUCCGAACGGACCACUGAAGUUCUCUGAAAAAUUCCAGCUCUUCACUCCCUUUUCUCUAGGAUUUGAAUUCAGGCCAGGCCGAGAGUAUUUCUACAUCUCCUCUGCAAUCCCAGACAACGGAAGAAGGUCCUGCCUAAAACUCAAAGUCUUCGUGAGACCAACAAAUAGCUGUAUGAAAACUAUAGGUGUUCAUGACCGUGUUUUCGAUGUUAACGACAAAGUAGAAAAUUCAUUAGAACCAGCAGAUGACACCGUACAUGAGUCAGCCGAGCCAUCCCGCGGCGAGAACGCGGCACAAACGCCCAGGAUCCCCAGCCGCCUUUUGGCAAUCCUACUCUUGCUCCUGGCGAUGCUUUUGACAUUAUAGCACCGUCUCCUCUCGUCACCUGUCAUGGAAAACAUCAGGGUCUUGGAACACCAGAGAUCCACCUAACUGCUCAUCCCAAGAAGGGACUUGUUAUUGGUUUUUGGCAGAUGUCAGAUUUUUUUUUUUGUUUUGUUUUCUUUCCUCCAGCCUGAUUUCUAAGCAACAACCUGGGGUUGUUGGGGGCUAAACUAGUCACUGCCCUCCUUCGCCACGCCCCAUCCCCAGCCCUGGUCCUUGACUUCUCUCACCCCUUCCAGAUUAAAUGGACUCCAGAUGAAAAUGCCAAAUUGUCAGUAGUGGGGCUUCCCCCCCUGUGCGUUCUCCUCCAGAACUCACCGCUGUAAGCUCAGGGUGUCGACGACGGUAUGCAGAUAAGGAAGAAUUGUGGCCGAUGCUGCCAGCCGUGGCCUGGCUGAGAGGGUGUCCCUCUCCUACAGUACUUAUGCCUUCUCGAAUUAAGGACAGGAAGGUGAUUGUGUGGAGCAUUAUGUUGGCAUGUCAGGUCCAGAGGGGCAGAAUUAAGCUGAGACAUACUAGUGCACCAUAUCCUCUAGGACUGUAGGAAUGAGCAGGCUUCUCAAAGGUUCAGAUACUAGUUUUUGUUUUUAUCAGAUAUGACUGUCUUAAAGCGUUCUUGCCAGCAAAACGUGUGCUGUGUCGAAGAAGCUUUUUUUCUCCCAGAAGGAGGGUUGGAUGCAGGGAUGCUAAUGCAGAAGAAGUGUAUAUUGAGAAAACUAUCUGUUGCUGGGGGUGUGAGUGCCUCUAACUUUUUAGUGACUGGGCAGCGCACACCUGAUUUUUUUUUUCCUUUGAAUACAGAUCACCAUGGUGCUACAACUUUUCUUUUUCUUUUUAGGAGCUCAAAGAGGCAUUUUUAUGAAUAAAGUGACCUUCCCCGAGGCUGACAAGCCAGGGUUGAUGAGUAGAGAGUGGAAUAGCUUUGGCUGCUCCUCUGGGGACAAUGUGUAGAAAGGAAGGAAGUCCUGUGGCCAGAGGAGAUGCGAUUUGGCUUUGCUGGAGCUCCCGUGUGCUGUGGCCUUUCCCCUACUCCCACCCCGAUGCCCAUGGUCUGCUCCAUGCUCCGUGAUCACAGGGGACUCAGACACAAACCUUGUCACCAGGAGAGUCAGUCAGCACUACUUGGGAGGGCUAAAGGGAAAUUUGGAAUAGAAAUUCCAAAGUUUGGAAUAAAAAUUCAAGCAUUGAUUUUUUUAUAUUCUUUCCCUUUCUGACACAGCCUAAAGCGUAGGGGGAAACAUGUGUUUAUCUGUGGGAGAUAAACAAGAUGGAGUCCCAAAGACUUUGACAAAAUAUUUUUUUAAAAAAUCCACUAGAAUAGAAAAUACAUUAUUUAGAUAUACUUUAUGCUGAGAGUGAGUAUAUAUGCUUGUCCUAUUUAAACUUGUGAGAAAAAGUGGUAUCCCUUGAUACAUUUAGAAACAUGGGGGUUAUCUUGUUUCAUAGUUAGGGUUGGGGCAGAAGGAGAAUGGACACAGGAUGACCCUGUUUAAAGAACCUUAGCAUGGCCAAGGAGGUGGUCCCAGCUGAUGACCAGGAAACAUAAGCUGUGGGGUUUCUCCUGGUGGGGUGUCAUGAACUCUAAAUCCCAAAACCUAGACAGGGAAAAGUGUCAGCCCAAUAGGAAGGUGAUCUAGCCUUGUUUUGCUAUUGCACGACAUCAAUAGAAACCAUGCCUUUGUAAACAAGCAAGUCAGUAAAUGCAAUGAUCAUGUAAUGUGGAAAAUUGAAAGCAUUCCAGAAAAAAAAAAAAGGAUUUUUUAUAUAUUCGUUUUUAAGAUAUAUAUGAAAAAAAAAAAGGAGUUCACAUUAUAGAUGGACUUCAUGAAUCAGAAAUUGCUUAGAAUUGUGAGUAGUUUCAAAUUAGAAAAAUAUGUGAAUGGAAGGCAGCUGUGAACGUACUGCACCCUAGAGAGUUGUACACACAUUGGAAUGUGAGCUGGGCUUACCUGGUCCCUUUGGAGUGGAGACAGCUGGAGUCUGCUCUUGCUUGAACCAUCUGAGUGGGGUUGCCAGCCUCAAAGAUGUUGUCAGUUUCUUUCUCCACCAUCUAAGACUUCUCUGGAGUGGCCGAGUCUCAUCACAGAAGGCACCCACCGUUUCACUGAUACAAAACUUCAAAGCAUUGGAUUCCUUUACCUUUAUUUAUAUGCUCGACACUCUCAGUAAUAUCCAGGUAUCUUCUGUUUAUUAAUAGUUACAGGUUUGUGGGUUUUAGUGGGGUUUCAGGAAGGGGACAAAAAAUCCCUUCUAAGAUGGAUUGAUAGAACCAAAAUAAUAAUGCAUGUACUACAACCAAGGACACCAAGUGAUCCUGUAAUAAUUCCAGUUAGUCCUAAGGGCAUUAGCAGUUCUAAUGUCGUUUUAGAAAUGGUGAAUUCUGUGGUUCUUCUAGCAUUUGUCUCUAACAAAUGAUGAAAUAAUUACUCAUGGCCCUCUCUGCCACUGUCUCUCAUCUUUCACUGUGCAAUUAGACCCUUUUACGUCACUGUCAUUGCCGCCACAGAUUACGUUAAAAAAAAAAAAAAAA
Peromyscus leucopus (white-footed mouse) is the source of this 5121-nucleotide messenger RNA. It is a transcript of the gene Efna5, whose product is annotated as ephrin A5. The record is from RefSeq and is a predicted model, not a curated record. Lineage: Eukaryota; Metazoa; Chordata; Mammalia; Rodentia; Cricetidae. The transcript is spliced from 5 exons. Bases 1887 to 2573 code for a protein of 228 amino acids. Gene Ontology annotation, biological process: regulation of actin cytoskeleton organization; axon guidance; regulation of cell-cell adhesion. Gene Ontology annotation, cellular component: external side of plasma membrane; plasma membrane. Gene Ontology annotation, molecular function: ephrin receptor binding.